Rotaria sp. Silwood1 is the source of this 4707-nucleotide messenger RNA. The record is from the annotation of a GenBank genome assembly. Lineage: Eukaryota; Metazoa; Rotifera; Eurotatoria; Philodinida; Philodinidae.
AUGCUCAAAUAUCUUUUAUUAUGUAUAAGUCUUCGUAUAGUCUCGAUAAAUUCAAAUCAAAUUAAUCGUUUACGUCGACAAUCUCCUUUUGCUGAUGGUAUUCAACCAUCAUUACAUAAAUAUGAACCACGACGAAUACUUUCAACAAAUGCUCAUCGUAAACUUGAAUCAAAUUAUAUGAUUGUUGGUCCUAAAUUAGUUCGUCCUUCAGAUAUUGUUUCUGUUUGGGUAACAAUUUUAAAUGAUCAAUGGACAUCAACAAAUGUUGCUGUUUCAUUAUUCAAUCAAAAUGAUGAAAUAGCAUCAAAUGAAGAACGUUUAAUACCACAAAUUCCAACGGCAAUUAUAUUUCAAGUACCACAAAAUGCACCGAAUGGUUCUUAUACAAUCUAUGUUCGAGGAACAUUACCAGAUGGUGAUGUUGUAUUUUAUAAUGAAACAAAUGUAAUUUUUCAUGCAAAAUCUCUAUCAAUAUUUAUUCAAUUAGAAAAACCAAUGUAUAGACAUGAUCAACUAGUUAGAUUUCGAUGUAUUCCAGUUUAUUCAGAUUUACGUGGCUAUUUUAGUACAGUUAAUGUUUAUGUUAUAGGUCCAAUGAAUAAUAUUUUAAGACGUUGGCUUAAUUUACAAACAACAUGGGGAUAUGUUGAAUUAGAAUAUAAAUUUGCGUCAUUUAUUGCUUUUGGUACAUAUAAAAUUCGUUGUGAAGCUCAACAAUCAGCAGCAGAAAAAACAUUUUUAGUUGAUUUUUUUUUACAGAAAAAAAUUGAAGUUAAUGUAUCAUUACCAUUUUUUAUUAAUAUGGAAUCACCAGCUAUUAAUGGAAUUGUUACAGCAAAUUAUACAACUGGACGUGGCGUUCAAGGUUUAAUGAGAUUAACAGUACGUUUAAAAAAUAUGGAUGACAGUUUUGAACCAGCAGUAAAUAUUAUUCCAGUACCGGAUGCACCAGGACCAAAACUGGAUUAUGAUUAUAAACCAUUUGAUGGUCGUGCGGAUUUUAUUAUACCAAUGUCAGAAGCAAGUCAAGAAUUUGGUGAUUUAACAAAUCGUGAACUAAUAUUUACCGCAACUAUAUAUGAUCCAAUAUGGAAUGAAACAACAAAUUCAUCUUUUCUUACAUCAUUUUAUAAAACAGAAUAUCGUAUUAAAUUUCUUAAUAGACAAUCAGGUGUAUUUAAACCUUCAAUGUCGUAUACUGCUAAUAUUGCUGUACUUAAUGGUGAUCAAAGUCGAUUUCAAGCUGCUAAUUUUGAUCGUAAUACGACUUAUGUACGUAUACAAACUAAUUUUGAUACUGGUUUAUCACCUGCUUCAAUUGAUUAUCCAAUACCUGAUGAUUCUAUUGUACGACAUGAGUUUAUUAUUCCAAAUCAAAAUCAAACAAUGUAUAUGUCUAUUCGAGCUGAAUUAUUUGUUAAUAAUGAAUUUAUUCAAACAGCAUUUAUUGAACAACGUUCUGUUCGUUAUCGAUCACCAAGUCAAUCAUACAUUCAAAUUACAACAAGUACAUUAGAACCUCGAAUAGAUAAUUAUAUGAUUUUUACAGUUAAUGUUAGUCGUUAUUGUGAACAAGUUCAUUAUCAUAUCAUUUCAGCAAGUCGUAUUGUUUAUACAGAUACAAUUCAAAUGCGUGGAUUACGUCAACAAACAUUUUAUGUUGCUGUAACACGUCGUAUGGCUCCAUCAGCACAUAUUCUUGCCUACUUUAUCGAUGUUACAGGUGAACUUGUAGCUGAUGUUAAUCAUUUUCAUGUUAUUAUUACAUCGGAUACUGUUGUACUUAAUUUAACAAUAAAUCAAAGAAAAGAUUUAACUGGUGAAACAGUUGAAUUACUUGCUUAUGGACCUGCACAAGCAAGAGUUGCAUUUGCCGGAACUGAAUAUGCUCAAUAUCAAUUAUAUGGUGGAAAUGAUCUACUUGAAAUGGAUAUUUAUAAUGAAUUAUAUGAAUAUGAUAUAGCUGCUCAUCCAAGUCCAAAUAUAACAUGGUAUUCGAAUUUUUUAACACCAUCAGAAAAAGUUUAUCGUGUAGGACAAUCGAUUGCCGCUAAUGCAUAUCGAGCAUUUCGUUCAGCUGGUCUUUUUCUAUUAACUGAUAUAGAAAUCGUUAUUAAUGAAGAAGAAGAAGAAAAAUUUUGUAUGGAAUUAGGAAAUCGAUUUACUUGUAAUGAUGGAUCAUGUUAUACAAUUAGUGAAAAAUGUGAUGGAGUUUUUAAUUGUUUAGAUGGAGCUGAUGAACUUGAUUGUCCUGAAAAACCCGGACCAUUAUUUACACCAAUUAAUAAACGCUUAUGGCCAUAUUGGGAACGUUUUUUUGCAUUGUCAUUUGCUUGGGAAUCUGUUUCAUCUUAUCCAGAUGGUCGAGCUCAAUUAACUGUUGAUGUUCCUCAUGUCAUUGGUACUUGGAUUGUUUCAGCAUUUUCAAUUAGUCAACAAAACGGUCUUUCAGUUUUGUCUAAUGUUGUUAUAUUUGAAGGUACAAGACAAUUUUUUAUUGUUGUUGAAAUUCCGCCAACAGUUCGACUUGGUGAACAAAUAGGUGUUCGUGUUGAUGUAUUUAAUUUUCAAAGACAUCGUAUUGAAGCUUUGAUUAUAUUACAUGCUUCACCAGAUUAUCGUUUUGUUAAUCUUGAUCAACAUGGACAAGUGUCUUCGUUUGCACCACGAACAUCUCAAGGACAACAUCAUGUACUUCUUAUUCUUUAUCCAAGUAGUUCAAGACGUAUCUAUAUUCCAAUAUUACCAUUAAGAGCUGGAAAAAUUGAUGUUACUAUUGAAGGUAUAACAGGAGUUAAACGAGAUAUUUCUACACAAUCAAUCACUGUUGUGUACGAAGGAAUAAUAAAUUAUUAUUCGACAUCAACAUUAUUUUCACUUGAACAUACACCUCGACAAAUGCUUGAAUUUGAUAUUAUUAUACCAGAAAAUUAUAUAUUACCAUUAAAAAAUUAUUUUAUUUAUGUACCUGGUUCAGCAACAGCUACUGUUUAUAUGUCAGGUGAUGUUGCUGGACCAUAUUUUUGGGCAGGACAAGAUGCACCACUUACAUCAGAUAAUCUUAUCUAUAAAACAGUUGCACCUGCUGAAGGUGCAUUAAUCGGUUUUUCAUCUAUGGUUUAUGAUAUAAUUUAUUUGAGACAAGGUCAUGGUGCAAAAAGUUUCGAUUACGAUAAACUUUAUCAAUUACUUGAUCUUGCUAAUAUAGAAUAUAAUCGUUUAAUGGCAUUUUAUUUUGAUGAUGGAUCAGAUAUGGGUAUACAUGAUGGUGCAUUUAGUAAUUUUGGUUGGAAAAAUGAAACUAGUGUAUGGUUAACAUCAUGGGUAUUGAUUGCGUUAAAAGAUGCAGCACAAGCGGAAUGGGAAGAAUAUAAUCUUUUUAUAGAUCCACGUGUACGUGCGAAAUCAUCCAAAUGGAUUAUAACACAUCAAACCCCUGAAGGUUCAUGGGGAGAACAUAGUAAUAUCCUUGAUCGAGAAAAAUUUCAAUCUCUAUUACAUUCGAUUGAUACAAAUAUACCAUUAAACUUAUCAUUAACAGCUCAAGCAUUAAUUGCAUUAAAAAUGAAUACAGAUAUAAAUGGAUUAAUUAAAGAGGAUAUGACUGAUGCUAUUGAUCGUGGUCGAAUUUGGCUUGAAAAAUAUUAUCGUAUGAUUGAAGAUUCAUUUGAAUUAGCAAUAACAACAUAUGCAUUACAUAUUGUCAAUAGUCCUGAAAAAGAUAAUGCUUUUAAUAUGUUAAUUAAACGAUAUCGAAAAAAUGCUGAUGGUAUGUAUUGGUCAAAUGUUGAUUUACCAUCGAAUAGAAUUGGAUAUGGAACUGUAACUGAACAUUUGUUACCAAAAUCGGAAUCAGAAUUAGAAGCACAUGCUAUUUCAUCAACAUCUUUUGCAUUAUUAACAUAUAUCUAUCGUGCACAAACAUUAUUAGGAAGAACAAUUGUAAAUUGGUUACAAACACGAAGAAAUUUUGUUGCUGGUUGGUGUUCAAGUUAUGAUUCAUUUUUUGCUUUGAAAUCUCUUGUUUAUUAUGCUAUUCGACAUGGAUUUACAAUUCAACAAUAUAAUUUACAUAUAAAUUUACGACCAACAAAUGAUAUAGCUCAAAAAGGUGAACCUUUUGUAAUUAAUGAUGAAAAUAUUAUUGAUCUACAAAAAUAUGACAUAAAUUCAGUUUAUGGAAGACUCUUUAUUGAUACAUAUGGAAUAGGACAUACACUUAUUCAAAUGACAGUUUCGGCCAAUGUUGAAUUUCCUGAACUUAUUCGUCCAAUUCCAUAUCAAGCAUUUCAUUUAUCAUUAAAUGUUCAUCUAUCACAAAAAUAUAAUUUUAGUUAUUUAUUAUAUGAACCAUGUGUUACAUGGUUACCAGGUCCUAUAAAAGCUCAUCGAUCUGGUUGGUCAAUAUUUACUAUUGAAAUUCCAACAGGUUAUCGAAUUGAAGAACGUUUUCUUAAAGAUCUAGUUGGAUUUGGUAUUGUAAGAAAUCUUCGUGAUGCUGAAAAUUAUCCAAAUUCACUUAAUUUUCUUUUUGAAUUUUUUGAUACAACUCCGAUUUGUUGGCAAUUUGAACUUAAACGUUUUAUACCUGUUGCUAAUAUGACACGUUAUUAUGAAAUGAAAGCAUAUGAAUGGCAUGAACCAUGGAGUGCUAAUCGAUCAAUGUACACUUUACGUACACUUUUUGGUCUUGAUAUUUGUGAUUGA